UACAUCUGGCUGGGAAGAUCAGGAAAGGCCUCAGAGAAGAUGAGUGUUGGAGGAUAGAGACAGAGGAGGGCGCCCAGCAGGUGCAAAAGCAGAGGCCAGAAGUGACCAUGCAGAACCUGCUGGCAUGGCCGAUCGUGGGGCCGAUGAGCCAUCCUCCAGGACCAAGAGUCCGGAUGGAGAAAGUCAGGUCUCUGAGGACAGGUGGUCGCUCCAUCAGAGGCUGGCCAUCAGGGAGCUCAUUGACACCGAGGUCUCCUACUUGCACAUGCUCCGGCUCUGCGCCUUGGACAUCAGGAGCCGCCUGAAGCAGCUGCCACAGGGAGAUCUGGAUGUCUUGUUCUCAAACAUCGAUGACAUCAUCAAGGUGAACAGCAGAUUUCUUCAGGAUCUGCAGGGGACAGACGCCAUGGAAGAGAAACAAGUGCAGCUAAUUGGUAACUUAUUCCUGGAAUUCCAAGAGGAAUUGGAGCGAGUCUAUAAGGUCUACUGUGCCAACUAUGACCAGGCCUUGCUGCUGGUGGAGUCGUACCGAAGGGAGCCAGAGCUGCAGCGGGAGAUCCAGGCCAUCAUUGAGGCAGUGGUGCCACAAGCUGGACCCUCGGGCCUCAGUUUCUUACUGGUCAUCCCUCUGCAGAGGAUUACCAAGUACCCACUGCUGCUGCAGAAAAUUCUGGAGAACACACUUCCCGAUGCCAGUGCCUAUUCUGUCCUCCAGAGGGCUACCUCUGCCCUCCAGGACGUGAACACCAACAUCAAUGAGUACAAGAGGCGCAAGGAAGUGGCUUCCAAGUACACCAAAGUGGAGCAGCUCACCCUCCGGGAGCGGCUGGCCCGCAUCAACACGCACACCCUCUCCAAGAAGACCACCCGGCUGAGCCAGCUGCUGAAGCAGGAGGCGGGGCUCGUGUUGAGGACAGAAGACAAGGAAUUUGAUGACUUAGAAGAGAGGUUCCACUGGGUGUCGCUGUGUGUGACUGAGCUGAAGAACAAUGUGGCAGCUUACCUGGACAAUCUGGAGGCUUUCCUCCGCUUCCGGCCGCAGCAAUAUGACCUGGACAUGCCCGCGGGGCCUGUGGGGCAGUACUGCAGCCUGGCAAGAGACCUUCAGCUCCAGGCCUUCCCUGAGUUUAAGCGGCGGCUGGAAGACCUGGUGGGGCAGCCGCUGUGCAGCCUGGCCAAAGCCCUGGCCGGUCCUCAGAACCUGAUCAAGAAACGUCUGGACAAACUACUGGACUUUGAGCGGCUAGAAGAGAAGCUGCUGGAGGAGGGCAGUGUGACCUACGAGGAGGAGGAGGCCCGGCACACGUACCAGGCACUCAAUUCCCUGCUGGUGGCUGAGCUCCCGCAGUUUAACCAGCUGGCCGUGCAGUGGCUGGGCCAGAUCCUGGGCACAUUCAUGGCUCUCCAGAGGGACCUUGCGAAGCAAGUGUUGCAGAGGGCAGAGAGCAGCCUGGCCCAGCUGCCCCACCACCACCUCUCGGAGCCGGCCUUCAGGAAGCUGGUGGAGGACGCACUGGGCCAGACCGGUCACCAGCUUCGCUCCUUUCAAGAGAACUUCGAGAAAGUGCAGACACCGCCCACUGUUCAACCGCUCCUGCCAGGGGCUGAGCGUCAGGUGCAGGCUCUCCUGACCAAGUAUGGCCCGGGAAAGCUGUACCAGGUGACAAGCAACACCAGCGGGUCUAGGACUCUGGACCUGUCAUUGCCUCGGGGCCAAAUCGUGGGCCUCCUUCAAAACAAGGACACCAAAGGCAACAGCAGCCGCUGGCUGGUGGACACUGGGGGACAUCGAGGGUACGUGCCAGCGGGGAAACUGGAGCCCUACCAGAUCGUCCCCCGGGAGGAGAAGCUCAGGGGUCAGGCGGGGCCUCGUGAGGACUCCCCGCAUCCGACACCGGAGCCCACCCCAGCCCUAGUUGCCUCUGUCCCAGCCGGGACCCAGGUGGUCGCCAUGUACCCCUUUGUGGCCAGAAACAGCCACGAAGUGAGUCUGCAGGCAGGCCAGCCGGUGACUGUCCUGCAGGCCCCGGACAAGAAGGGGAACCCGGAAUGGAGCCUCGUGGAGGUGGCCGGACGGAGGGGAUAUGUGCCUUCCAGCUUCCUGGCCAGGGCCCCAAGCCCGGCUCCCUGGGGCUGGAGUCUGCCCCCCUAGGCUGCCCUCCUUGGAGUCCAAGUUGCCAAGGGAUGAGGAGGAUUAGAGGCUGUGACCCCAGGAGGGAAGAGAAGAAAGAGAAGGCAGGGUGGAGGGGAGAGCAGGCCAGCGUGGGGUGAAGGGCACCCAGGAGGCAGCCAGAAGAGCUGGGCGCUGCCCUUGCACAAUGCCUGGCGUGGGCGGGCACGGAAGGCUCCAGCCAGGACGGCUUAUUUGUCUUCAGGAGGAGGUUGUUCCAGCCUGGAGUCACAGCAUGGAGGAUGGCAGGUCAAGUUGAUAAGGAUUUGCCGUCGCCAAUGGCCAAUCCUACCGGGGCCCCCAUCUAGGCCUGCCCAUGGAGAGGGCUGCCCAGGCGAAUGUCACCCGUGUGCUGUUUGGGUGUAGGGAGGGGCGCCGGAGAAGUCCAGGGCUGCUGGCCUGACAGUUCACUUCCUGCAUGUGGUCCAGGAGGUACCGCAGCCGACUGGUCGGUCGUCUCUAUUUCUCCCUGCUGGGAGUGAGCUGUCCUGGGCAGUGAGCCCCUGAGAGCCCUCUCUAGUUGGGAAGCAGGUUCUUGUUGGGGCAGCGGGAGGUUCCCAGGACAGUCUUGCCCAGGCCUGGGCGUGGGUGUGGCCAAGUCACAGUUCUGGAAUGUGUGUAGGUACAUUCAGAGCCCGUGCCAGGGGAGAGAUUUGGAGGGUGUGUGAGGUGGGGUGUGCGAGGCUGUUGCCAAGCAGUUGCACACCGUUGCUGUGUUCUCUGAAUAGGGCACAAAGGGACAUGCAAAUCACAGAGGAAACUGAAGCAGGUGACUACAGGCCCGGUGGGCGGGGAGGUUAGGUCAUGGCUUGGUUUCCUGUUUCUGGAAGUAGGGGACCCCGGUGGUUUCAGGAGGCCACUGAGGGCCUGGGGCAACAGUGGAUGGAUGCCAGGUGACUGUGGGAACUUCCACUUAGGACACAACCUCAGGUUUCCCAUCCACAAAGCCCUAACUCACAGGAUUGCGGUGAGAAUAGCAUGAGGCGAAGGGCAUGGAAGCAAAUUGUGAAGCGCAUAUAAAUGUAAGUUACCGUCGGUAGCAGGAUGUGCCGGAAGUGGUCUCAGGUUGGCCCCCACAUCAGCAUUCAUUCUGCUACUUCCCGUGCCCACGGCAGGCAUUAUUCGUCCACUCGGCGUCCUUUCCCAUAAACCCAGGGUCCUCCGCAGGCUCCUUCUCAAUGCUGCAGUCCAGGAGCCAAGCUCGUGAACUUGGUGAGAUCAAACCUAUUGUCAUGGCUUCCUAGAACCUGGAAAUGGAAGCCCCUCACUAAAAACUGACCCAUUGGGGCAAUUCUGGGUGCAGCUGCUGUUGAAUCACCUCUAGGAUGUCACUGUGGGCGGAGAUAAAUUGCGAGGCUCACAGAAGAACACAAGGGUGACCCAGCACGAUCUUGAAUACAAACGACAAAAUUUGGGGCCAACCCAAGUUAGUGUGUAAAAACAGGUGGCAGUUGAGACUUCUUUCCAAGAACAUCUCUAUGUGGUUAUAACUGCAGUGCCUGGAUUUUAGAGGGCUUUUAAGAUGUAUAUACACGUCUGUGCCAGACAGUCUGCACCUCACCUCCUCUGGGCUUGUGAAAGCGUGAAGAAUGCAUAAUGCAAGAGAAGCUGGUCCCCACAAUUCCUUUCCCAGCUCCAGUUCACUUUAUAAGAUGCUCUUGACUCAUUUUCCGUUCUCUCUCCUGCUCAGCUUUCUGAUAGAAACAGGAAGCAGAGGGGAGCAGAUAAAAUAAGAAAUCCAUGUGUGGUCCCACCGUACUUACCGAGAGCCUGCCCUGGGCUGGAACCCUCGCUCAGGGUUUCUCAGCGCAGCUGCUCACCGCAGUCACCUGGGCAGCUUCCCACUGUGCCUCAAGCCAGGACCCCACCCGGAGAUUCUGAUGGAACUGGCCAGGGGGUGGUCUGAGCCUCAGGACCUCAGGACGCUCCCCAGGUGCUUAGUGUACGGCCAUUUUGGGAACCUCUGCCCUAGGCACGCAGUGGUGGACGAGAGAGUCCUGGGGUCGGAAAUGGCCACAAGCUGUAAGCCAGGACGUGCCCCUCUGAGCCUUGUGCCAACGCAGAGGUUCUGAACAGGCAGCUGCAGACAGGACAGCCUGUUCUGUCAGGUCCCAGAAUGUAUAUUUAUUAAGUGCCGUUAAAAGGGACCUGAACAAAAUUGGAUGUUCUUGUAGGUACAAGGGAGGAAACGGAAAUACACUUGGAACUAAAUGGAUCUCAUGAAGGGAAAAUAAAAAUGUAUCAGUAGCACAUGGAUAUGGUUUCUCGUGGGCCAGGGGAUGAGAUUGAAAGUCACUGAAGGGUGAGAAAAUGCAUAUUGAGAAGAUGGAGAAUGGUCUGAUUUUCCCCAGGAGACUCUGCAUUAUGUGCUCCUUCUCCGCCCCCCCCCCCCAAUGCCUAGGACCACUGCACUGUGUCUUGUUUAUUUCACUGUUGAGCUUGCUAAGGUAUUUGCCUGUGAACCGAACAAAUCUUCUAAGAGUGGAAGAUGGACCACAGGGGUGUCCCUUGCUCCCUGCAGCGGAGUGACCCCUCUUUAACCUUUUGGGCCCCAGCCCAGUUUUGGACAUGAGGACAAGAUGACAAUAUCAAAGGAAGGAUGAGUGGAUUCUUGGUUCAUGUGAUGAGCUCUAGCUUGGUGAAUAACUGAUGUGAACCAAUGGGAAUAAAGGACUUCAAAGAUAAAAA
This is a messenger RNA of Myotis brandtii (Brandt's bat), 4858 nucleotides long. It is a transcript of the gene ARHGEF37, whose product is annotated as Rho guanine nucleotide exchange factor (GEF) 37. The record is from RefSeq and is a predicted model, not a curated record. Gene Ontology annotation, molecular function: protein binding; guanyl-nucleotide exchange factor activity. The transcript has 13 exons. Lineage: Eukaryota; Metazoa; Chordata; Mammalia; Chiroptera; Vespertilionidae. Gene Ontology annotation, cellular component: cytoplasm. Bases 125 to 2152 code for a protein of 675 amino acids.